AUGGCGGGACACCUGGCUUCCGACUUGGCCUUCUCGCCCCCGCCAGGCGGUGGAGGCGAUGCGCCGGGAGGGCCGGAGCCCGGCUGGGUUGACCCUCGGACCUGGCUGAGCUUCCAAGGCCCUCCCGGCGGGUCAGGAAUCGGGCCCGGGGUUGGGCCGGGCGCUGAGGUGUGGGGGAUUCCCCCGUGCCCCCCGCCGUAUGAGUUCUGCGGGAUGACGUACUGUGGGCCUCAGGUUGGAGUGGGGCUGGUGCCCCAAGGCGGCCUGGAGACCUCUCAGCCAGAGGGCGAAAGGGGAGCCGGGGUGGAGAGCAACUCCGAGGGGGCCUCCCCUGAGCCCUGCGCUGCCCCACCUGGGGCUGUGAAGCCGGACAAGGAGAAGCUGGAGCAAAACACCGAGGAGUCCCAGGACAUCAAAGCUCUGCAGAAAGACCUGGAACAAUUUGCCAAACUCCUGAAGCAGAAGAGGAUCACCCUGGGAUAUACUCAGGCCGAUGUGGGGCUCACCCUGGGGGUUCUCUUUGGGAAGGUGUUCAGCCAAACAACCAUCUGCCGUUUUGAGGCUUUGCAGCUCAGUUUCAAGAACAUGUGUAAGCUGCGACCCCUGCUGCAGAAGUGGGUGGAGGAAGCUGACAACAACGAAAAUCUGCAGGAGAUAUGCAAAGCAGAGACACUUGUGCAGGCCCGAAAGAGAAAGCGAACAAGUAUCGAGAACCGAGUGAGAGGCAACCUGGAGAACAUGUUCCUGCAGUGCCCGAAACCCACCCUGCAGCAGAUCAGCCACAUUGCCCAGCAGCUCGGGCUGGAGAAGGAUGUGGUCCGAGUGUGGUUCUGCAAUCGUCGCCAGAAGGGCAAACGAUCAAGCAGUGACUAUUCGCAACGAGAGGAUUUUGAGGCUGCUGGGUCCCCUUUCUCAGGGGCACCAGUAUCCUUUCCUCUGGCACCAGGGCCCCAUUUUGGUACCCCAGGCUAUGGAAGCCCUCACUUCACUACACUGUACUCCUCAGUCCCUUUCCCUGAGGGUGAAGCCUUUCCCUCUGUGUCUGUUACCACUCUGGGCUCUCCCAUGCAUUCAAACUGA
This is a messenger RNA of Felis catus (domestic cat), 1080 nucleotides long. It is a transcript of the gene POU5F1, whose product is annotated as POU class 5 homeobox 1. Gene Ontology annotation, biological process: regulation of transcription by RNA polymerase II. NCBI's taxonomy places the organism in Eukaryota, Metazoa, Chordata, Mammalia, Carnivora, Felidae. The record is from RefSeq and is marked provisional. Gene Ontology annotation, molecular function: DNA-binding transcription factor activity, RNA polymerase II-specific; RNA polymerase II cis-regulatory region sequence-specific DNA binding.